Acaulospora morrowiae is the source of this 1170-nucleotide messenger RNA. The record is from the annotation of a GenBank genome assembly. NCBI's taxonomy places the organism in Eukaryota, Fungi, Glomeromycota, Glomeromycetes, Diversisporales, Acaulosporaceae.
AUGAACGAAGAUUUAUCUUGCUUAAUCCUAAGUUCCACUAGCUUAGGAUUAUCUGCUCUUAGCAUCCUCUUCAUAUUCUACCAUGCCUUCGUAGACUUUAAUUUCAUAAUGCAUUUCACAUGUUUCAUCGGUGCCUGCAUAAUCACCGCCUUGGGAACGUUGGAUUUCUUCCGCGCCAUCUACCUAAUAAAAUUCUCUACAAGUCUCGUAGGCAUCUACUUCAUCUCUACUUCGAUCACAGUAAUACUUUCCUGCUACAUAAUACUCCAAGUAGGCACCAACUUUUACCAAGAUUACAAUAUCGUAAGAACAACCUUAAUGUAUGCACCUAUCGUGGUAACUUUUGGAGUUUUUGGCUGCUCGGUAUUUACCACCGUUCAAUUUUUAUUGUCCGAAUCCCAAAAUCCAGACCCCACAUUUAUGAAUAUCACAUUAGCCCUAAGUCUCCUCUCUGGCUUCUUAACGCUCCUUUACGCUAUUGCCCCUUUAUACAACAUCCGUUAUCAGACCAAACUUCAACCAGAACAGACAGCCAUUUCUAUCGUUCAUUUCUCCAUCGUACUCAUCCUUUUCAUCUCUCAUUUCGUAAUUUACGGUAAAGUCGUGUUGGAUAGCCAAUUCUUGGAAAUGAGAAUAAGCGCGAUACAUAAUAUAAUAUUAUUACUUAUAUUUCCUGGGUGUCUGAUUAAGCCGCCUAGAACGUUGGUAAAGAAGAUUAAGAGAAAUGUGUUGGGUGUAGAGGAGCUAACCAUUGGCGGAGAUUAUAGGCCGGAUAUGUUACCUAAUAAUUACGCUGAUACUGCUCCGGGACCUAAGAUUUCGCAUCUAACCCCCGAGCUCAGAAAUAACAGAGAUGUUAAUAAUAACAAUAAUCUUACAGUCAAAAAUUCAAAUAACAUUAGAAAUGUUGAUCCUAUAAACGCUAGUUCUAAAAAUAAGAAUGGUAAUGAUAACUUUACUUAUUCACCGCAGGAGCUCUCGUCGAACACGAUAAAUGUGCAAUUAAACAAAGUGAAUGUAAUUGGUAGUGACAGUUACCUUAAUGGAAGCAAUAGCUUCCCCAAUGUCAAUAACGAAUUUAAAGGAAUCAAUAAUUCCUUUAUUGAUAAUAUCUUCAAGGGUAGUAGAGUUAAUGAACUUCCAGAAAUUGCGAAAAGAGCACGUAAUUAA